GCUGGGAUGAGCAAUGCAGCUAAUAGUUCACUGUGUGAGUCAAAGCACAAUUGUUUAUCCAUCCCUGCCCAUAAAGUGAAGUGCUGGUUGUUGGGAUUCAUCUAUUGGGAUCGUCAUUCGUCACAUAAAUUUGACAUUUGUGUUUAAAAAAUUCCUACAAGGAAAACCGGGUUGAUACUUGAUCUGUCAUCUGUCAUCCAACCCGAAUCGGGUUUUUCCUUAAUACCCGGCCGGUGUAAGCUCUACUUCUCUGAGGGGGUAGUAAAACACGUAGGUUAUUACACCGUGCAAAAAUAAGGACCCGACGUCUGAAGGACAAUUCUUGCGAUAUGGCAGGAAGACUUCCGGCGUGUGUUAUCGACGUGGGGACGGGGUAUACGAAACUUGGAUUUGCUGGGAAUAAGGAACCACAGUUCAUUUUCCCAUCCGCCAUUGGGAUUAAGGAAACGGCCAAAGUGGGGGAUCAAAAUAGUAGGAGGCUAACCAAGGGAGUCGAGGACUUGGACUUUUAUAUUGGAGAUGAAGCUUUCGAAAAUCCUGGUUAUGCUGUUAAGUAUCCUGUUCGACAUGGUCUGGUAGAAGACUGGGAUUUGAUGGAGAAAUUCUUGGAGCAAUGUAUAUUCAAAUAUCUACGGGCUGAACCUGAAGAUCAUUAUUUCCUUCUCACCGAACCUCCACUAAACACACCAGAAAAUCGGGAAUAUACUGCGGAAAUUUUAUUUGAGUCGUUCAACGUGCCAGGCCUUUACAUUGCUGUGCAAGCCGUUCUUGCACUUGCUGCUUCUUGGACUUCACGUCCAAUGGAAAGCAGGACCCUGACUGGUGUUGUUAUCGAUAGUGGUGAUGGUGUGACCCACGUUAUUCCCGUGGCUGAAGGCUACGUUAUUGGAAGCUGUAUCAAGCACAUUCCCAUUGCUGGAAGGAAUAUUACUUACUUUAUUCAAUCUUUGCUUCGUGAACGAGAACUUGGAGUUCCCCCUGAACAGUCAUUGGAAACAGCAAAGGCGAUAAAAGAGAGACACUGCUACAUUUGUCCUGACAUUGCAAAGGAAUUUGCAAAGUAUGAUAGUGAUCCAGCAAAGUGGAUGAAAAAAUAUGAGGGCAUUAAUUCCGUUACGAAACAGCCUUUCUCUGUCGACGUUGGAUAUGAACGAUUUAUGGGACCUGAAAUUUUCUUCCACCCGGAGUUUGCCAAUCCCGAUUUUGUAACCCCGAUCUCGGAGAUUGUUGAUAACGUUAUACAAAACUGCCCAAUAGAUGUCCGUAGACCUUUAUACCAAAGUAUUGUUUUAUCUGGAGGCUCUACAAUGUUUAGGGACUUUGGACGACGUCUCCAACGAGAUAUUAAACGGCAGGUAGAUGGACGGCUCAAGUUAAGUGAAAGCCUUAGUGGAGGAAGAAUAAAGCCUAAAGCAAUGGAUGUUCAAGUCAUUUCACAUCAUAUGCAACGAUACGCAGUGUGGUUCGGAGGCAGUAUGCUUGCAUCCACGCCCGAAUUUUAUCAAGUCUGUCACACAAAGGCAGCAUAUGAAGAGUAUGGUCCCAGUAUUUGUCGACACAAUCCGGUGUUUGGAAACAUGACAUAAUCUAUUGUGGGAAAAGCUGUAUUCCCAAAUCUUGCUCAAAUUUCUGUAGUUAUGAGCUGGGGUUAAAUUUCUUCUAAACGACGAUGCUGUGCCGUAUACCAAUGAUUUUGAUUAAUGCACCUUUUUAUAACUUUAGAUAGAUGUAAUGUGCUUUAAUCAAUUUUGAUCAAAAAUAGUGAUAAUAACUUACUCUUGACAUUCAAUUUUGUUAAUUUAAUAUUCGCUUGUCUUCUUUUCUGCAUUUUAAGACUAUCCACUUUGUAAUGUUUUAAACGCAUUAAAACUUGUAUUAUUUAUGGGUUAGAAAUUAGAUUAGAUUAUAUAAGUAUUAAUUAAAGUGCAUAAAUUAUGUAUAAAGUAUGCCUUUUCCAAGUGUAGGAAUAGAAUAAUAAAAUUUCUCAAAAUAUUGGCUAAUAAACAAUUCAAGCCA
Folsomia candida is the source of this 2016-nucleotide messenger RNA. RefSeq names its product actin-related protein 3 (gene Arp3). Gene Ontology annotation, molecular function: actin filament binding. Gene Ontology annotation, biological process: Arp2/3 complex-mediated actin nucleation. The coding region runs from base 330 to 1586 and encodes 418 amino acids. NCBI's taxonomy places the organism in Eukaryota, Metazoa, Arthropoda, Collembola, Entomobryomorpha, Isotomidae. Gene Ontology annotation, cellular component: Arp2/3 protein complex; actin cortical patch. The record is from RefSeq and is a predicted model, not a curated record. The transcript is spliced from 12 exons.